AUGGGGUUUUUUGCUCCAACAGAACGUAAUAAGCCUGUAAAUGACCGUCGCCGACCUCCCUACUAUGAUCCAACUCUAGGACAUGGACGAUUGUUUAGUUCUGUACAAGCUGCUGAACAAGUUUCAACACAGGAUGCAACUAAAUUUGAAAAGGAACCACCAAAGGUGACAAAACUUGACAACCAAUUAACUGUUGCAUCAAUUGAAAAUGCUUCACUCAUAUCAAGAGUGGGAAUAGCUGUGAAGGCAGGAGCACGGUUCGAACAUGCAGGUUAUAAUGGCAUCACUCAUUUCUUUAGGAAUGCACUUGCUGUGACGACUGCUACAACACAUUGUGUAUCGGUUGUCAGAGAGCUCCAGAAAUAUGGCUGCAACCUGAGUUGUACUUCAAACAGAGAAUACAUAUUUUAUCAAGUUGAAGGCACAAGAGACACAAUAGAAAGGGGUGUCGACAUGAUGACAACAGUUUUAUCUGAGCCUUUAUACUAUAAGCACGAGAUUGCUGGAGUAGCUAACCUUGUGAAUUUAGAUGUUCAAAGUUUAUCACCUGAAGCCAUGGUAAUGGAAGACCUGCAUGCUACAGCAUUCACAGGUGGUAUGGCAAAUUCCAUUUAUUGUCCACAACACCAGAUUUCAAACAUCAAUGCAGACAUGAUGCAUGCAUACAGACUGUCUCUCUUCAAGGAGCCAAGGAUGGCCUUUGUAGGGCUGGGAGUCAAUUCUGAUUUCUUAGUUGAAAGAGCGAAGCAGUAUCCUGCUAGUCUGGGUUUAUUAGGAACACCAAAAGAAAUUCCUUCUAAAUAUGUUGGCGGAGAAAGCAGAGUACAAACUGGUGGUGAUCUGGCAUAUGCCUUUCUAGUGACAGAAGGACCAAGCAUGACGAGCAAAGACGCAGCAGCUGCAGCAGUGCUACAGUAUGUUAUGGGUAUGGGAUCUGUUGUCAAGUACAGUCCAGGCAUUGUCAGUAGACUUGGAAAAGCUGUGAACACUGCCGUGGGAAAUGAUAAUUUUGCGGUAUCUGCUGUAAAUCUGCCAUACUCUGACACUGGCUUGUUUGGAUUCUCAGUGACUGGCAAUGCUUCAGAUAUUGGAACAAUUGUGAAAGCAGCAGCAGCAGAAUUUGCAUCUGUAACAAAGGCUGGUGCUAUAUCUGAUGAGGCUGUCAAUAAUGCCAAGAAUCGACUCAAAUCAGCCUUACAUAUGGAGUAUGAUGAUACAGCCAACUUAAUAAACAGCAUGGCUGUAGAAUCUUUGACUACAGGAAAUGUAACAGAAGUCGCCGCAUUAUCACAGAUUGUGGACAGCGUGUCAACAGCAGAUGUAGUUAAUGUUGCCAAGAAGACUAUCAAUGGAAAACCAACCCUGGCUAGCAGAGGAAACCUCAGCUGGAUGCCACGCUUGGUAGAUCUGAUGUAGACAGUCAGAGGAUGUACUCUCCUGAUUCCUUGGCGUGCAUUGUUUUGGUUCACUUCUAUUUGGGGACUAUGAUAUGUUGCAGGACAUUUAUGCAACAUAUCCUUUAAUGAAGUGCAUUGAAAAUAGUGUUUGAAUGGACAUUUAUGAAAAUUGUUGUAAAAAAACAAAAAACUGAUAAAAAAAUCGAAAUAAAGAAUGUAUUUAUUACGUGUUA
Ylistrum balloti is the source of this 1630-nucleotide messenger RNA. RefSeq names its product cytochrome b-c1 complex subunit 2, mitochondrial-like. The record is from RefSeq and is a predicted model, not a curated record. Gene Ontology annotation, cellular component: mitochondrion. Bases 1 to 1416 code for a protein of 471 amino acids. NCBI's taxonomy places the organism in Eukaryota, Metazoa, Mollusca, Bivalvia, Pectinida, Pectinidae. Gene Ontology annotation, molecular function: metal ion binding. The transcript has 14 exons.